AUGGAAGCGGGACAGGAUCGAGAAAUCGUCGCGGUCGUCGACGACAGCGGCUGCUCGAACGUCGUCGUGAAAGGUAAGCGGACGAAGCGACAGAGGCAGCCGUCUCCCCUGCCUUUCCAGCCGCGGCCGACGGUGCCGGUGACGACCGACGUCUCGUCCACGGCGACUUCCUCUUCCGAGCAGAGCACCUGUACGGUGGAAGAGGACAUGGCGAACUGCUUGAUUCUGCUGGCUCGGGAGGCGGCGGUGGAGCAGCGAGGGGUGUUCGUUUAUGAGUGCAAGACGUGCGGCAGGGGAUUCAAUUCGUUCCAAGCGCUCGGCGGGCACAGGGCCAGUCACAAGAGGCCGAGGACGGCCGGCGGCGACGGUGGAGGCGCGGAAGAAAACAACAACAAUAAUAAUCAGAAUAGCAGCAAGGUCUUGGUUAAAACGGUGGAUCAGAAAUUGCGGGAAGGAGAAGGCGGAGCGGAAUUGGCCCUCUCGUUGCGAAUUGUGAGUACGGCGGCGGUCAACGACGAUCAUAAUAAUCCUCCGGCGACAACGGCGGUGGCGAAGCCGAGUAAGGUUCACGAGUGUGCGAUCUGCGGCGCGGGGUUUUCGUCAGGACAGGCGUUGGGAGGACACAUGAGGCGGCACAGGACGGUGGUGCCGGUGCCGCCUGCGGCGGCGCUGACGACGACGACCGCUGCUAGAAACGGAUUGGAGUUGGAUCUCAAUUUGCCGGCGCCGGAAGACGGAGUAGACGGGCGGGAAACGAAUAAUAAGUUCCGGUUCCCGGCGCAAGGAUUGCAGCUCGUGUUCACGGCGGCGUCUCCUAUGGUGGAUUGCCAUUUCUGA
Linum tenue is the source of this 837-nucleotide messenger RNA. NCBI's taxonomy places the organism in Eukaryota, Viridiplantae, Streptophyta, Magnoliopsida, Malpighiales, Linaceae. The record is from the annotation of a GenBank genome assembly.